CAAUCAAUAAACAACAAAGAUUUUCGACACCAACGUCGUCUUCCACUUAUGAGUUACAAGUAAAACUCUUGAAACGUGUGUUGUGUUUUCAUCACGAGACAAAUCAUACCAUUCUUGACGAACUAGGUCCCGGACUAAACUCUGCGGUCCAGUUUGUCAACUAUUUUCCGCCUCGUCAAUUUCCCCAGCCCUAAUUCCACCAGAAAACAGAACAGAGCAAGCAGGAGAGGGAGAAGCCAAUAGAAACAUACAUACGAACAGGCCCACCGCUCACGCAACGUAGAGGAAGGGACGCAAUGGCAGAGAAAUUGGCUCCGGAGAAGCGUCACAGUUUCGUUCACAACGGCAACACGGUGUUUGAAUGGGACCAAACCCUAGACGAGGUUAAUAUGUACAUAAAGAGGCCGAUGGAAGUUCGUCCGCAGCAAUUCCACUGCGUGAUUCGGUCCAAUCAUCUCACCUUCGGCAUCAAGGGCAGCCCUCCUUUUCUCGACCAUGACCUCGCUCAUCCGGUGAAGGCAGACUGUUCUUUCUGGACUAUAGAGGAUGAUAUAAUGCACAUUACUCUGCAAAAGAGGGAUAAGGGGCAGAUGUGGGCUUCUCCUCUUAUGGGCGAUGGCCAGCUGGAUCCUUAUGCAGCUGAUGUUGAACAGAAGCGCCUUAUGCUCCAGAGAUUUCAGGAAGAGAACCCCGGUUUCGACUUCUCGCAAGCUCAAUUUACAGGGAACUGCCCUGAUCCAAGAACUUUCAUGGGAGGCAUUCGUAACGAUUGACCAUGGGAAUUGUUGUUUUGUCAGGCUGGUGAGACCUGAUUCAGACGAUCUUGCAGACAAUGGCUCUGUAUUAUUGUUAUCAUGCAAGUCAUCCACAUUUGUUAGUUUCAUGCCAAGUUUGGCUUCAGCGAAAACGAUCAACAACCUGCUUUGCUCGUUCUCAAGUUGAAGCUGCAAAAUUUGUAUAUCAUUGUGGCUUGUAAAAUGACAGUUCACUUCUCUGCUCUCAUUCCGAGGAUAGACGAAGCCUCAUCUCUGUUCAAUGAUCCAUCUGUCAUGUCUAUCAGUCCAGACUUUUCUACUGCUGUACAUUGCAGCAAUGUGUUUCUUUAUAUGAGCUGCAUGGUUUGCUUCUCUUUACGACACGUCUCCAUCUUCCCUCUGCACCACCCAUAUGGACUGAAGCAGUUUGAUUACAGGAUGUAAUCUCUGUUUAUGAAUUUAUGAUCAUGCCCAAAAUGUGUUAUCUACUAUGAUUGAAAUGUCUUCCCUACAUUAAAAAAAAAAAAAAAUUUGUCUUCCUUACUAUUUUAUAAUUAGUAAAAUACUGAGUAUGUU
Molecule: messenger RNA, 1331 nt
Organism: Linum trigynum
Lineage: Eukaryota; Viridiplantae; Streptophyta; Magnoliopsida; Malpighiales; Linaceae
Source: the annotation of a GenBank genome assembly